This is a messenger RNA of Saccostrea cuccullata (small rock oyster), 746 nucleotides long. RefSeq names its product complement C1q tumor necrosis factor-related protein 3-like. Lineage: Eukaryota; Metazoa; Mollusca; Bivalvia; Ostreida; Ostreidae. Gene Ontology annotation, molecular function: protein binding. The coding region runs from base 126 to 497 and encodes 123 amino acids. The record is from RefSeq and is a predicted model, not a curated record. The transcript has a single exon.
UGGAAUUUUUUGAUCGCACAUAAUUUGAAAUAAUUGGACACCUUUCAUCUUGAGUUCAACAAUUAAGGCCUUAAACCUCAAUUGAAUUUGUAGGUAAGACAAAGAAGGUAGGUUUCUCCGCCUCAAUGUCCUCCACCAGCACAUCAUGGAACGGUGGAAGACUGGUAUUUCCUUCCGUCAUCACCAAUGAAGGAAAUGGAUAUAAUCCAAGUAACGGAAUAUUUACAGCUCCCAUCUCCGGGAUGUACGUCUUCUUCGUGAAUGUUCAGAGCUAUAGUACACAACAUAUUUAUGUAGACAUUGUGUUGAACGGAUCAACAAAAGUCAGAACCAUGGCCUAUAGUUACAAUAAUAAUGAUUCUUAUGAAUCAGGUCCAAACCUGGCGGUGCUGAACAUUCAGAAGGGAGACGCUGUGUGGAUCAAACGUCACUCUGGUUCUGGCUAUUACCACAAUGGUCCAAUUACUACCUUCUCCGGUUUUCUCAUACACAUGUAAUUAAAUUUGUAAAAGUUCAAUGUGCAUGCUAUGAACAAUGAUUAUGCAUGCUCAUUAACAAAUUAAUAACAUAUAUGGCAGUUUGAUUGAAAAUAAAACAUUUUAAUUAAGAACAUUUUUUAAACAUAUUGAUAACCUACAUGAUUCGUUUGACAAUAUUGAUUUUACAUGUAACUGUUAAAUCUGGAAAGUAAAUUAGGAGAAAUUAUUUUACUUUUGAAACAAUGUAAAUAUACAGAGUUUGAGAAU